Messenger RNA from Lottia gigantea (owl limpet), 336 nucleotides. RefSeq lists its product as hypothetical. The record is from RefSeq and is a predicted model, not a curated record. The annotation marks the transcript as partial. Gene Ontology annotation, molecular function: protein binding. The transcript is spliced from 3 exons. Gene Ontology annotation, cellular component: plasma membrane. NCBI's taxonomy places the organism in Eukaryota, Metazoa, Mollusca, Gastropoda, Lottiidae.
UGUCCUGAAGGUGAUUUUCAAUGUGGACAAGGAACAUGUAUUGAUUCAGCUUUACGUUGUGAUGGUUUACCAGAUUGUCAGGAUGGUUCAGACGAAGAAGGAUGUCCCUGUGGAGCUAAUGAAUUCCAAUGUAAGAGUGGUCAAUGUAUUGAAUCUAGUAAUCGUUGUAAUAGAAGAUAUGAUUGUAGAGAUGGUAGUGAUGAAACAGAUUGUCGUCGUGGCUGUUCCCAGUCAGAGUUUCAGUGUCGCAGUGGUGAAUGUAUUGAAGCUCAACGAAAGUGUGAUGGUCGUCCUGAUUGUAGGGAUCGAUCUGACGAAGUGAAUUGUCGUAAGUAA